AUGCAGCAGCAGCAGCAGCAGCAGCAGCAGAGAGAUGAACCUAUAAGAAACAAAAAACAGCCCCAAUACAUCGAACAGCAGCAGCAGCCAACAGAGCAGCAGCAGCAGCAGCAGCAGCAGCAGCAGCAGCAGCAGCAGCAGCAGCAGGAGUGCAGCGACGGACAGCUCAUAAGUCCGUCUCAACAUUUGGACUAUCACAUACAGGUGAAGAAGAUGCAGCAGCAGCAGCAGCAGGACUGGGUGUAG
This is a messenger RNA of Eimeria mitis, 246 nucleotides long. RefSeq lists its product as uncharacterized. The record is from RefSeq and is a predicted model, not a curated record. NCBI's taxonomy places the organism in Eukaryota, Apicomplexa, Conoidasida, Eucoccidiorida, Eimeriidae. The transcript is spliced from 2 exons. Bases 1 to 246 code for a protein of 81 amino acids.